AUGGGCGACAAAAACUCUCGACCCGGCUCCAUGCCGGUAUCCAUUCCAACAAUCACCUCAACAGGGUCAAGUCCAACAGAGACUGCGACCGGACAACCACCACACACGUACGCCCGGCGCUUCGGUCGCACCUACCGCGGACUCGACAACCUCACAACCGCGAGCCUCUGCUCUCGCAAUGUCGGGAAGGUGCGAGCAGACUGCCGGCUCCGAGUCGCAAAAUCGCAAUGGGGGUCUCUCGGUGCUCUGGAAAAGCCUGCAGCCAUAAUCUACAUGGACCUUGCCAUCGACCAACCGUCGAACUGUCGCUUGGAGAGUGCGACUGUCCUUAUUACGCUGGAGGAGGCGUCCCACUCGCGAAUACCUUGCCAGAACAAACCACUGCAAAUGACCGACUACUACGGACCGAAACAGCUCAGCGGUGAAGCGACCAAAGUCACCGUGACUCGCAGUGUGCACCUUGUCCCGCAGGUCAACGUGAUGGGCAGUGGUGGAGGGGGACUCGGGGUGGAGAGGGAGAAAUCCGCCAGCUACAACACCCGAUGGACAUUUACCGGCGGGCUGUUGGCAGGAGAACAGAUGAGCCCCUUCUGGCGAACACUGAAAUGGGAACUACGAGAGAAUGAGGCCGGCGCCCGAUCGAAUCGCAGCCCCGUCAUCCACACUGCAUUCUCCCUUCAACACAGCGACCGUCCAUUUAUCAUGCGGACUGAGAUCCAAGGACGUCUGCAGAGUUCGAGAGAUCGCUUCCGCCAGAAGAUGCGAUUUCCGAGACCAAACGAUUCUCAGCAGGGCCGGAGCGAUACUCUUGUUUGUCCUAACAUUGUUUCAGCUCGAGGACGGCCAUUAGAUAUGCUUGCGAUGGGGCUGUCAAGCGCGAUGGAGCGCGAGAACCUUAUGAGAGUCCCUGUCGAAGUUCCUGACGCAUUGCCAGUCUCGUUUUCCGUCGAUGGCGAUGCAGCGACGGCCACGCCACGACCAGGUACACCGCUGUUUGCUCAAAGAACGACAGAGAUGCCCGUCAAAUACUCGACAGAACAAAGAAGACUGACUCGAGAAACAACGCCCGAAUUGUUCCUUUCUCCAGACGACGCAGCCUCGAUCACAGGAAACCGACUAGCUUCUUCGGUCUCGAAUCUCUCCUCCGCAUCAACCUUGGUCAACACGCCCCGCACUCCACUAUCGCGAGACACUUCCUCUGCAAUCCUAGACAGUGCGAUUAACUGCUUUAACAGGCGUCCACGAGAGCGUUCCAUGGGGAAAGAGACGCCGCAACAGCCGCAAAGCCUGCAGAUACCGCGGCUAAAGGAACCACUUUCUACCCCUCAGGAUCCCACGCUCGUCCUGUUGUCCCGGUAUCCUUUUCUCAUUUUUAUACUGCGUAUCAUGGCCGGUGUCUUGGACUUGAUGCCUGGUUCACAACCUGCUAACAAUAAAACUAAGAUUGAUGAGACAUGUGGCACAGAAGAAACGGCGGCUUUGAAAACCCCCUACUCAGGGCAGUGGCCGCAAGAAUGA
Aspergillus calidoustus is the source of this 1518-nucleotide messenger RNA. NCBI's taxonomy places the organism in Eukaryota, Fungi, Ascomycota, Eurotiomycetes, Eurotiales, Aspergillaceae. The record is from the annotation of a GenBank genome assembly.